AUGGCCUCUGCUGGAGAAAAUUCCAUGCGCAAACAGAUGAGCAUAACCCGACGCCGUCAUCGACGUCGACUAACCGUAAGAAACAACCGCUUCCGUUUCUCCAGCACCAAUACUAACAAACACGCACAUCAAACUCGCUUGAACAACUUCUCAAAAGAUGUUAUUAGUGAUAAUACGACAACCGCGGAUAACUCAGAUUCAGACGCCGUCUAUUUGGUUGAAGAUAUCAUCGGGGAAAAGAUCGUGAAAGGUCAGAAGUUCUACAAG
Opisthorchis viverrini is the source of this 267-nucleotide messenger RNA. RefSeq lists its product as hypothetical. The annotation marks the transcript as partial. Lineage: Eukaryota; Metazoa; Platyhelminthes; Trematoda; Opisthorchiida; Opisthorchiidae. The transcript has a single exon. The record is from RefSeq and is a predicted model, not a curated record.